Gamsiella multidivaricata is the source of this 1856-nucleotide messenger RNA. RefSeq names its product velvet factor-domain-containing protein. The transcript has 8 exons. The record is from RefSeq and is a predicted model, not a curated record. Lineage: Eukaryota; Fungi; Mortierellomycota; Mortierellomycetes; Mortierellales; Mortierellaceae. Bases 57 to 1592 code for a protein of 511 amino acids.
CGAAUCCAGCGACGGUCCUUCAUAUCUCCUCAGUUCAAACAAUUGGAGAAUCCACUAUGUCUGUCCUGAACCUGGCGACAUCCCCACCUGCGCCGUACCACAACCUAACCGGAGCCAUCGGGGCUUCGGGUGAUCUUCUGAAGGAUCUGGAGGGUAAACUUGGGAUUUUUUUCGCAUUUCCUGAUCUAAGCGUCCGCACUGAGGGAACUUAUACCUUGAGGUUUUCCUUUACAUUACUACCUGAACCUCCAGUCAUGACCUCCUCAGUUGUGGCAACUGUGUUUUCUGCGCCUUUUGAGAUCUAUCCAGCCAAAAAGUUUCCUGGAAUGAGCAAAUCAACACCUCUUUCAAAAAAGCUGUUUGACCAAGGUGUUAGAAUUCCACUUCGCAAGAAGACGAGAAUUGAUCGAACAAAGCAGCUAGUCGAAACUGUGGACAUUCCAGACGAGAUGGAGGAUGAAGAUUCCGUUGAUCACAAUUCGGUGAUUCGAGUCGAUAUCUUUGGGUCUUUUUAUGUCACCAUUCGCUACGGUUAUUCCUCGCACCCUAUGGACGAUGCUCAUCGCAUUGUCGAGCGAGAGAUACUAAAGCUUGGGACCCAGACGAACUUGGCUCUUUACCUGGACGGCAUUCCUUCGGAAGAAAAGGACUCACUCAAGUGCACCGAAAGAACCUUCGCAAGAAAGCUGUUAACUGCGCCGACAAAUGUCUGCGUGAGCUCGAGGUUUGCGUGGAAACAAUGGAGGAUCGUCGAGCGCCCGAUCGAGGCAGAUCUCACGAUAGACCUUGAAUGCAAGCCUGGCGACAUCGCUGUAUCAAAAGAUAGUGACAUGCUUAUGUACAAGAAUGUCGAGACCAUUUGGCGACUCAUCUCAAAAGGAAAACUCCUUGUGUACAACGUCCCAAGCGUCUAUGCGGUUUUAGAUCUCAUCCGGGUCCAGUUUACUACUCGGCGGCACAAGUUUUCGCAGACCUUCAAUAGGUAUCGCACGAUCAAUCACCCUGCUCCCCGUCAGGCAGAGGCUGGAAGUGAGCUGAGCCCCGCCCAGCCUCGUAUCAAACCUCCGCAACACCGACCGCGACAUUGCAAGAAGAAGAAGAAGAAGAAGAAAAAGAAAAAGAAGACUACGCCAAAGCCAGUAAGCGCCUCGACAGGAAAGGCUGACUUGGUUCGAGUUAUGAAUUGGGAACAUCCGACAGUGACCCUCAAUGUCGGAGAGUCGGAAUUGAUAUCCGAAAUCAAGGGGUGUCUCCAGGAUAUUGCUCGGGUUGCAUCUGACACCAAGCGACAGGGGCAGCAACUCAUCGGGUGGUUCAUUGAGAGUCCCUUUUCUUCACGCGAGCCUGAUGCAACAGACAGAAAUAUAUUGCGCAACAUCUGUCCAUGUGUCUCGUCCAAGGUCAAAGUCGAGGGAGAGGUCGAUGUGGGUGACCAUGAUGAACAGGAGGAGGAGGAGAAGGAAGAAGAUAAGAGUGAUGAUGACCCGGCGCGCAAGGACUCAGACCACCUACGCUUCCAUACUGUGCUGCUCCAGCAUCUCUACACAGGCGACCCUCCCAUCGUGACGAAUGUAGUUGCUAAGCGCGUUUAACAGCUCGUCGAUCGAGCAGCGAGCCUUGGGCCGCUGCAGAGAAGGAGCAAUAGAGCUGCAAGCUUGACCAGGAAGCCAUACUCUGCUGCGGCUUUACACCGCUCUAUUGCCUCACAGCUGUCCAGUGAAAUAAAAAAACAAUACAGAAGCAACAGCAAUGAGCCCGAGAAAAAGCUAAAGACUUUGGUCUCAUAUCAGAUGGAUCACGUACAGAAGUCGACCAAGGCAUCCCAGCAAUCGAGAAUUUCGUGCUUUUGAACCGGU